Messenger RNA from Fusarium falciforme, 1431 nucleotides. RefSeq lists its product as hypothetical. Gene Ontology annotation, cellular component: membrane. The record is from RefSeq and is a predicted model, not a curated record. Gene Ontology annotation, biological process: transmembrane transport. The coding region runs from base 1 to 1431 and encodes 476 amino acids. The transcript has 12 exons. Gene Ontology annotation, molecular function: transmembrane transporter activity. NCBI's taxonomy places the organism in Eukaryota, Fungi, Ascomycota, Sordariomycetes, Hypocreales, Nectriaceae.
AUGGGCGACUCACAUCACGAGGGCGAAGACGCCAAGAACUUCCAUGUUGGCCAAUCCCACGAGACGCUCCAUCGUGUGUACAACACAUGGACAGCCAGUGCCUACCAGGUUCUGAUGAUGGCAAGCUGGACUUGUAAUGUUGUACUAUAUUCGACCGUGUUCGACGUUGGCGGUCCCAUGAUGCUGAUAUACUCAACAAUCAUCGUUACGGCCGGACAGUGCUUAAUAAUGAGUUCGCUGGCUGAGCUAUGUUCCGUGUGGCCAUAUGCAGGUGGUCAGCAAGCAUUCACGAAAUAUCUUGCCCCUCAGAGAAUUCGACGGUUCCUAUCAUAUCUUGUUGGCUGGGUCGUUCUCCUGGGAGAAAUUGCCACUGUUUGCGGAUGUUCCAUGAACAGCGCACAAAUCAUUGCGUCUGUUGUUUCUAUCCACCACCCCACCUUCGUGGCCGAGACCUGGAGUACCUAUCUCAUCUUCGUGACCAUGACGCUCCUGUCACUCCUCUUCUGUUUCUCCCAGAAGCAUCUCCCCGCCAUUGCCGUUCUCGGCGGUAUCAUCACUCUUGGUGGCGGUCUUGCAUGGGCCAUCUCAUUCCUCGCCCUCGCACCCAAGCACACGACCAGCUUCGUCUUUACCCAUUUUAUCAACAACUCCGGAUAUACCAGCAGCGCAUGGGUGGGCAUCAUGAGCUUCUACACGCCAAUUUACGCGCUGUACGGAACGGAUGGCGUCCUACAUAUUGCCGAGGAGAUGCGAGAUGCCCCAAAGAGCGCACCGCGAGCCAUGGUAUACUCCAUGGUCUUCAGUGGCAUCACUUCUGUCAUGGGCGCCCUUGUCAUGGCUUUUUGUGCUGGAGAUUGGGAGACAUAUAUGGAGUCAGACUUUCCAUUUGUAGACUGGUUCGUUGAUAUCCUUGACAGCUCUGCAGGUGGCAGCGCGCUGGUGAUCGUGGUUAUCGUUUUGCUCAACUUCCUUAUCGCCGUUGGCAUUAACACUGCUGGGUCGCGGCUAGCAUGGAGUAUGGCACAUGAUCAUGCUUUGCCCUUUUCCAGUACUUUUCAAAAAGUCAACCAAACAGUCCAGACACCGCUCAACACACUUCUUCUUCUCGUUGUUACAGAGUUGGUUAAUGGCCUUGUCCUUUUCGGAAGCGAUUAUGCUUUCCAGAUUGUCGUCAGUCUAGGUGGAGUUGCAAUUCAGUUUGGAUACCUGAUCCCAAUCUUGAUGCUUCUUGUUCGGGGCCGCAGUGUGCUCCCUGCUGACCGAAAAUUUAAAAUCCCGUUCGGCCUUGCCGUUAGUAUUGCGGCUGUCUGUUGGUCAUCACUCGUUAUCAUCAUCUUAUUCUUCCCUCUUUACGUGCCCAUAACUGCCAAUAACCUUCGUAAGUCCAAUAAUUCCCUGAAGUUCAGGGAUGAUACUAAUCAUAUAUUGUAG